AUGCGUAGCAGCUCUGGGUGUACCAACCUCAUCAAUGUCGCAAAGAGUGGCCUCCUCAACGCAGUCGUGCUUGACAAUCUCACGAAGGACACCACCGUCACCGCCACCAAUAACAAGGACCUUCUUGGGGUUGGGGUGGGAGUUGAGGGCAAGGUGGGCAAUCAUCUCCUGGUAGGAGAACUCAUCGCGCUCGGUGCACUGGAUGACAUUGUCGAGGACGAGGACGUUGCCAUAGUCAGUGGACUUGAAGAUGAGCACAUCCUGGUACUUGCUCUUCUCGUGAUGCAGGACCUUCUCGACCUUGAGGGUCAUGGCCUGGCCUGA
Messenger RNA from Clonostachys rhizophaga, 324 nucleotides. The record is from the annotation of a GenBank genome assembly. Lineage: Eukaryota; Fungi; Ascomycota; Sordariomycetes; Hypocreales; Bionectriaceae.